Messenger RNA from Mucor mucedo, 957 nucleotides. RefSeq lists its product as uncharacterized. The record is from RefSeq and is a predicted model, not a curated record. Bases 1 to 957 code for a protein of 318 amino acids. Lineage: Eukaryota; Fungi; Mucoromycota; Mucoromycetes; Mucorales; Mucoraceae. The transcript is spliced from 4 exons.
AUGAACGAAUUACUAUCUAUAUUUAUCGGUGGAGAGAACCGAAUAGUAUUACCGUUUUUACUCUACCCAGUGAUACUGGUUAUACCAAGUAUACUCUUGGCAGGUCUUGUUGUCAUUCCUCAUGACAAGUUUCCAAGUGCUAUAAAACAGAUCUUGUCCAUUCCACUACUCUUGGCCGUUUUCAUGACUCCCUUUGGGUUCACAAACGGAAACAGGAUUAUUGACCUUGUUGCCGGUGUCACUAAUUACAACCUCUUUCUUCGUUUUUUCGAAUUAUGUUGGGUCGGUCCCUUAGUUCAACACCGUCCUGUGUAUGCUACUCCCGAGAGUCUCUGGAUAGAUUUCUGGGGUUGUUUACGUACCUUUCCUAAACCCGCCAAAGAAGAUACAAAGGACCUGAAAAAGGGUGAAAAAUACUAUCAUAUUCUUAUCAAUUUGGUUAUCCAUUUGAUCGAGGUGGAUAUUAUUUGUUCUUGGAUGACCACGUUUACAUCCAACGAAUUCUGUGCCACAUGGUUCGAGAGACCCAAGCUUUUCUUUGCUAUUUACUUUUUCGCCAAUCUUGUCUUGAAUGGUGCGUUUAACAGUGUAGGAUUUUCACUUCAUUUGUUCUAUUGUCUUGUGUUUGAAGGAGGAUCUUAUUCAUCAGUCUUUAUGGGUGAACAAUGCAUCUUUUUCUUGGGUCAUGGAUUGGGUGUGUUUUUCGAGCAUGUUGUUGAAUUAGUGGUGGCACCCAAACUUUCCAAAGAAUUCAAGGAUUCUUUUGCUUGUUACUUGAUCAAGCGUAUCUGGACCAUGGCCUUUGGAUACUAUACUUUUUACUACAUCUUUAAUGGCUUUAUGGCAUGGGGUUUUCAAUUCGAUAGUCCUCUCACCUUUUCUCAGCCUGCUAUUAUUAAACUUGUGCAGACAUUCCCCGUUUUACGAGACUUUGUCGGUACCAACAUCCUUAUUUAA